Messenger RNA from Chlamydomonas reinhardtii, 1776 nucleotides. RefSeq lists its product as uncharacterized. The record is from RefSeq and is a predicted model, not a curated record. The coding region runs from base 238 to 1632 and encodes 464 amino acids. NCBI's taxonomy places the organism in Eukaryota, Viridiplantae, Chlorophyta, Chlorophyceae, Chlamydomonadales, Chlamydomonadaceae. The transcript has 9 exons.
GAAAUUGACGUAACGUAAGCUUGCGAGCAAGGGCCUGACUCAAAGCUGCCGCAUCGGCGUCAGAGCGGACCUGGCUGGGCUUGCUGACGUCGUAUCGCCCCGUGCUACGUCGCUCGAUAGGAGACGGCCAAGUCGUUAUGGUUGCGUGAUUGUCGACACGCUGUGACGGGCUUCUGACGGAGGCUGACAACCGACUUUGCCCAAGAGUCGACUCCUCGCCGGUGUGGCGGCGACACCAUGGCACCAGCUCCAAGCGUAGCAAGUAGUGGCGUUAGUGCAUCCUCUGGCGGAGUAGGACUACCGCGCAUAAGGGAGGAUAAAGACAAAGAAGGAGAUAACAAUGAAGGGGACGCUGAGGUUGCCCAGCGCUUUGGCUUCGAGGGCGCGGUGUUUGGCGUGCUGUUCACGCUUAGCCAGGAGAAGAACACACAAGAUAUCUUCUACCACUGGAUCCUGCUCAAGAUCCUGCUGGACGUGUGGCAGGUGUACACCCAAAUCCUCACGCCCCAGUAUGGCUGGGACAUCGACCCCGACUCAAUGUUGUGGAAGGGCGUCUCCGUCCUCUCCUUUGGGUGGCUUGCGGACAUCGGGUACGGCUGGUACGUUGGCCUACUGUACACGCUGGCGACCCUGCUGGGCCUCAACCUGGCCCUGUGCGGCUGGGUGGCAGUGUGCUUCCGGAACCAGAAGUUUGACUACGUGUGGCCCAUCAAGGUGGUCCGCGGCUUCAGCUACGUGUUCCUGCAGGUGUUCGACAUCACCUCGCUCAACUUCCUGCAGCUAGGCAUCAGCUGCAACUACACCGCCUCGGCCAGCAGCGGUUUAUUCCUCAGGAUGCAGCUGUUCCCACAGUACAGCUGCUCGGCGCUGCCCCAGCUGGCCCAGUCGUUGGUGUCAGGCGUGUUGCUGGGUGUGUUCGUGGCGGUGGCCAUGCUGGUCAACAUGAGCGAGGUGGAGGUCAACCCCACCAGCAAGUCCCCGCAGGCGCUGGGCCACAGCGGCGCCGAGGUCACCGCCUUCUUCAUCAAGGUCCUCAUGACGCUGGUCAGCACCUUCAUUGGCGGCUGGCCCAAGGUCGCCUCCGCCGCCUACCUGCUCCUGGCCUUCUGGCUAGCCUGGUGCAACCUCCGUUGGGUGCCACACCUGGUGGGCUGGGUGGGCGACCUCAAGUCUGGCUGCGCGGUGGCCAUGGCGGGCGUGGCGGCGCUGCAGGUGGCAGUGGUUGCUCUGCCCGACUCUGCCAUCGACGCCCGCCACACGCUCACCCUGGUCAUGGGCAUCGGCCUGGCUCCGCUGUUCGUGGCGGGCUCGCUCCUCAGCUGGUGGAGGCGGGCCUGGUUCACGUCGGCGGCACUCAAGGCCUUCAGGACCACCGACCCCGAGAAGGUCAAGCCCCAAGACAUCUUUGGAUUCUGGGACGCACGUGAUGUGGAGAUCGCCGCCCGCUCCUGCCGCGUGUGGGCGGACCGGUACCAGCUGGACAAGGCGGCGGUGACACGCGCGCAGGAGCUGAUCAAGGCCGGCGUGGCGCGCUUCUCCGGCAGCUCCUACGUCAAUCUGGUGUAUGCAAACUUUCUGCUGGUACGUUGUGAUCUUGGGUGGUUGGUAGGGGGCGUAUUCUAUGACUUUUGACUUAAAAUGCGGGUGCGCGUGUGUGUGUGCGAGGGGUCGGCGUCAGCGUGCAAGGGGGAUGCAUGUUGCAUGUGAGUGGGCAUGGGAGUUUAAGCAAGGCUCAGUGCUCACGAUAUGCACCUCAGCGAUAAUGUCUUUGAUAUU